AUGGACACCAUCAUGGAGAGUCGGGCGCACUUGUCCACUCUGCCCUAUACAAACUGCACCACGCGCAUCGUAUCACUUCUGGACGUUCCGAUUCCUGAGCACGCCACGGAUGACGAACACCGAGACAUCUACCAUCGCUACACGCGUGACAUGUCGGUGCCCAAUGCCCGCAUGCUCCGCGACGCUGUCCAAUCCAUCAAACACGGCAUAUCACCGCCUGUGGCUUUUCCGACUGAAACGGUCUACGGGUUAGGUGCCGACGCGACCAACGAGCCCGCCACAUCUGGCAUUUUCGCCGCGAAAGGCCGACCCAGCGACAAUCCCCUGAUCGUGCACGUUUCGAGCGUCGCUCACCUCGAACGCAUCACGGGCGAACGCCUGCCAGAGAUCUAUGGGUCUCUCGUCAAGGAGUUCUGGCCAGGUCCCUUGACAAUCUUGCUUCCGGUGCCGCAGAACGGUGUCUUCGCCCCCAACGUCCAUCCCGCUCAGAACACGAUAGGAUUUCGGAUCCCUUCGUCCAAGUUCGCCCGCUUCUUCAUCGCCGCGACAGACAGACCUAUCGCAGGGCCGUCAGCGAACUCCUCGGGAAAGCCGUCACCCACGACUGCGCGGCAUGUCCUGGAUGAUCUGCGCGGCAAGAUCAAUUUCAUCCUCGAUGGCGGUCCGUGCGACGUUGGUGUGGAAAGCACCGUCGUCGACGGCCUGCACGAUCCGCCUCUGAUCCUGAGACCGGGAGGAGUGUCGCUGUCGGACCUGAUCGCGCACGGGCGGGGGUGUGGAAACAAUUUCGCCAAUACCGCCAUCGGGUAUAAAAGACGCGAAGUUCGACCGGCCUCAUCUGGUCUAGCUACGCCUGCGUCCGCCUCCAGUUCCGAGCCCAUCAGCUACGUCGAAGAUGUGACGGGUGCGCCUCGCGCUCCUGGGAUGAAGUAUCGCCACUAUGCCCCAAAUGGACGCUUGAUCUUGUUUUCCGAGGAGGCGGUCGUCGAAGGCAAGGUCGAGUCGAAGCUGCUUGAGCUUCUCGAAUCUGCACCAGCCGAGAACAACAGUGGUGGCGGCAGUGUCAAAGUGGGUGUCAUCUCGUGCCACUGGCCCGCCUUUGCAGGACUAUCCAUCUCACCGGCAGAAAAUGGCGUUGUAGCACCUCCCGCACUCUCCGGUUCCGUGUUUGAACCCAUAACGUCUAUCGGAAGAUACACAAUUCACACCAACGUGAAUGUGACGUUGUAUAAUGUGCAUAUCGGGCCGAAGACUACUGAUCUUGGACACUCUCUAUUUGGUGUGCUCAGGUUGUUCGACGAGCUUGGAUGUGCGUUGAUCCUGGCCGAGACUGUUCGGCGCACCGAUGAAGGCCAAGACGCGUCGGAGCAGGGGAACAGACCGAGUUCGAAAAUUCGAGAUAUUGAGGACGCGGUCAUCGAUCGUAUAGAAAAGGCUGCGGCAGAGCGAGUCGAAUGA
This is a messenger RNA of Exophiala spinifera, 1458 nucleotides long. Its product is annotated as Sua5/YciO/YrdC/YwlC family tRNA threonylcarbamoyl adenosine modification protein. The transcript has a single exon. Lineage: Eukaryota; Fungi; Ascomycota; Eurotiomycetes; Chaetothyriales; Herpotrichiellaceae. Gene Ontology annotation, biological process: regulation of translational fidelity. The record is from RefSeq and is a predicted model, not a curated record. Gene Ontology annotation, molecular function: nucleotidyltransferase activity; tRNA binding; double-stranded RNA binding. The coding region runs from base 1 to 1458 and encodes 485 amino acids. Gene Ontology annotation, cellular component: cytoplasm.